AUGAACGCACCAACAUUUGCAGGUAUGCCUUCGAGCAUGCUUACAGUUAAAAUGAUGUGCUCUGAAUGUCGAGAAGAUCCUCCUAAUCUUGUGGAGGAAUUUUCGAGUGGUGAUACCGUUUGUGGAAGCUGCGGAUUGGUUUUGGGUGAUCGAAUAAUUGAUACUCGAAGUGAGUGGCGUACAUUUUCAAAUUCAGACGAAGCCGGUGGAGAUCCCAGCCGUGUUGGUAAAGUUGCGAACCCUCUUUUAAAUGGAUCUCAAUUGGAUACCGCCAUUUCUUCGGCUGACGGAACUGGAGCAAUGCUAGCCAAGGCGCAGGGACGAUCCGUUCAAGUUCGCGGUGAAAAGAACCUUUUGACAGCUUAUAAGGAAAUUGGUGCAAUGUGCGAUGCGAUCAGUUUACCUAAGGUAAUUGCAGAUACCGCGAAGCAGUUAUAUAAAAGAGUAGACGACCACAAAGCCUUGAAGGGUAAAUCUUCGCAAUCAAUCAUAGCUGCCUGUAUUUAUAUUGCUUGUCGGCAGGGAAAGGUUCCUAGAACUUUUAUGGAAAUCUGUACUUUGACCAACGUCCCCAAAAAAGAGAUAGGACGCGUUUAUAAGACAUUACAACGCAUGCUUACCGAAGGUGGUGCUCUCCAUAAUUCCGUUGAUGCCUUGAAAGGUCAAGAAUAUAUCCAAAGCAGCUCUACCUCGGCUGAGGAUCUCAUGGUUCGUUUCUGUAACCGCUUACUGCUUCCUAUGGUUGUGCAGUCUGCUGCUGCUGAAUUGGCUCGUCGAGCCGGACAGGAGGGUACACUUGCAGGUCGCUCACCAAUUUCGAUCGCUGCUAGUGGAAUAUACAUGAUUUCUGCGUUGAUGGGGUAUCCCAAGACCCCGAAAGAAAUUUCGGAGGUUACGGGUGUUAGUGAUUCUACCAUUCGUAUCGCUUACAAGCUUUUGCAUGCAGAGCGUCAAAAGCUUAUAGAUCCCAAAUGGGUUGCAAAAAAUAGCACAAUGGAUGCAAUGCUGCCAAAGCCGUAA
This is a messenger RNA of Schizosaccharomyces osmophilus, 1020 nucleotides long. RefSeq names its product transcription factor TFIIB (gene sua7). Gene Ontology annotation, biological process: transcription initiation at RNA polymerase II promoter; transcription preinitiation complex assembly. Gene Ontology annotation, molecular function: RNA polymerase II general transcription initiation factor activity; TBP-class protein binding. Lineage: Eukaryota; Fungi; Ascomycota; Schizosaccharomycetes; Schizosaccharomycetales; Schizosaccharomycetaceae. The transcript has 2 exons. Gene Ontology annotation, cellular component: transcription preinitiation complex; nucleus. The coding region runs from base 1 to 1020 and encodes 339 amino acids. The record is from RefSeq and is a predicted model, not a curated record.